Molecule: messenger RNA, 3381 nt
Organism: Symbiodinium sp. CCMP2456
Lineage: Eukaryota; Dinophyceae; Suessiales; Symbiodiniaceae
Source: the annotation of a GenBank genome assembly
AUGCGAAACAUCGGACGGCAUUUGUUCGAAAUUCCUGGCACCACUGAGUCGGUUCCCUUUCUGGUGAGGAUCACCCCUCCGGCCUGUCACCGGCUCCUCCUGCUUUGGGCACAGCUGACCUGCGGAGGUCCUGGUGGCUCGGCCGGCCGCCUGGGUCAGGGCGUUCAGGGCUUCAUGCACGGUUCAGGCUGGCACUUGAUGGAAGCCGGUGCGCCAUUGGCGCUGCCUUUGCCGGCCCAGCCCACACCGAAGGCCUACGAGUUCAGGAAGGAGGCCGAGAUCAUAGCACCUCGACCUCCUGAGGAGCCAGUGGAGGCCGUGAGGCAACCUGGAGGCUACGACCUCCACUUCCGCCUGGACCUUUCGCUCAACGAGUCGGUUCGACGCGCUUGCGGCCGGCGGAUCGAUCCGACCACGAACUUAGAGUAUCACAUCGAGGACCAGCCUCCGCCGAACAAGAAGUCGGUGAUUUAUGAGAGGCUCGAGCCUGCUGACAGCCUGGAGAAGUCCAUGGGUACGCUGACGCAGCGCAUUCACUUAUUCGACGUCUCGCAGGAAGAGGUGGACGAGAUCUUGGGCCAUUUCGGCCCAUAUCCUGAUUUGCCUCGCUUGGUCGAGAUCGAUGCCAGCGGUAGUAGCGACUCGACCUACGAAGCGGUCGAGGAGCAGGUGGCCCUUCUCCUCGAGCAGAAGAAGGCCGAGCUGGCACGGAGAAAAGCGGAGGCGGAGGAGGCCGAGGCCCAGAAGGCCGCCGAGGAGGCCAAGGAAGCGGCUCCAGACGAGCCCGCCGAUGGAGCCGAGCCGACGGCGGACGCCCCGGCUGACCCUGCCCCGGCCGACGAUGCACCGGAGUCCACGGAUCCUCCACCAGAGCCGCCCUUCGAGCCGGUGCAGAUCCGGGAUUUGCCUUCGCAUGUGGAGAAGAUCGAAGAUCAAGUCUUCAAUCUCUUGGUGCAGGAAUGGACUGAGCUCCAAGACGAGUUCGUGGCUGCGUUGCACCAGCUCUUCAAUUGGCACCGAUGCCACCUCUCCGAUUUCCGCAGCGGCCUCUACGGCAUGAAGCAGCGCUUCGCGGAGUACUUGCAGCGUGUGGACGGAAAGCAGUCGCUUGUGGACGAUUUCGUCCUGAGCUUCAACCUCUUCACAGAGGAGUAUCCAGACAUGCGCAAGCAGGAUGCCACGAAGGCAGAGUUCCAUUUGCGAGCGGACGAGCUGCACACUAGGCUGGUGGCAGAGGUGGAAAACCAGCGAACAGCAAAUCUAGAGCAGCUGGAGGUGCUGCAGACGAGUCGAUGGCUGGAGUCGCAGACGGAAGUCCUGGCCUCCCAGGUCCAGCAUGCCGUCCAGCUGGAGGUCAAGCGAUACCACGCCACCUGCCAACUUCUGAGCGACUUCUACUAUUCCGCGAUGCACAUGGGUCUGCCGGAGGAACACGCACCGCCACCAACGGUGGAUGUCUUCAAGGCAGAGGAACCAGAAGAGCCUGUCGAUGACAAGAAGAAGAAGGACAAGGACAAGAAGAAAGCAAAGGACGAGCCGCAGGAGCCUGUCGUCAGCCCUGAGGAAAAGGCUGCAGCGAGACUCUGCCGAUGGGUCGAGCCGGUCGAGGAGGGGUCUACUGGCAAUUGGGAGUUCCCCUUCCUCUCCGACCUGAUGGACCAGGCGCAGAAAGCCGUGUGGAAGUUGGACGAUUUCCGUCCGCCCGCACUCGAGGCGAGUGUACCGGAAGAGGAGGAGAAGGAGGAUCCGAAGGCAAAAGCCAAGGCGAAGGGGAAAGCGAAAGCGAAGGCGAAGGCUGCAAAGGAGGAGGAGGCUCCGCCGCCACCACCGCAACCGGCACCUCCACUUUUCGUGGACCUGCAGCAGGCCCUGCUUGCCGAGCGUGUGACCUUCUGCCACAGGUUAACCACCAUCCGUGGCUGGGCUUUGCGGCGACUACAUCAGGCAGCGAGUUCAACAAAAGCGACCCUCGGACACCUCAACGAUUGGGUUGUGCUCCGAAGGCACAAAGAUCUCGAGGCCGUGUCGUGCCUCAUCGAUGUUGUCAAGGAGCACGUCGAAAGCGAGGAUUUCAUCAAGACGAAGCUGAGCCUGGAGAACGCCCAUCUUCAUCGGAGGCCCAACUCGCUCCUUCGAGCGCCAAAGCCGCCUGUGGUGCCGCCCCCCGUCGAGGGCCUGUCUCCUUUCCGCUGGACCAUUGAGCAGUUGCUUGGACUGAUGGAGGCGGUCAGCCAUGCCUGCAGUGGCAUCUCUUCAACUUGCAGGAUGUUGCCAAAUUACAACCUGCUGGGCAUCCUCCUGCAGCUCACUUCGGCUGAUGGAAGCGACAAGCGCACGGUGAAAGUCCCAAGCAACUGGAGAAGCUGCGGAGCCGCAAAGCUGAAAGCGUUGUUAGGAACCUUCGACCAUCCAUACUCCUCGAACUGUGUCGAUGUCGUUGACUUCUUGCUCCACAUGUGCUUGCUGCACAGCCCCCUGGGGUGGCCCUCGCUGAACACUCUCCUGGAGGUCAGGAAGGUGCUGGAAGCACAGAAGCCGCAGAAUGCGUCCUGGCCGGACUUCUACGUGCCUACCUCCGCCAUUGAGACGCUGCCGCUUUUCGAAGAUCCUACCGGUGCCGAGGAUUCCUUUGCCCGCAAGUUCAAGCCGAUCACUUCCGAAGCUCCUGGAAGGUUCGAUCGGUCCAAGGCGCAGCUGAGAUUCGUGGGGCAGGUUCUCCAGCGUUUCCGUGCCCCAUCGUGGGAGCGGGAGGCCUGGGCGCUGGAAGCGUCCUGGUACGAUUACAGGGUGCGCAAAGUUGAGGAAACGGAAAGGCUAGUUGAGAUGCUGGAUGACGUGCGAACGACGCCAUCGGACACACCGCGGCAGCAAGUUGACGCGAUGCCUGCACUGCUUGGGCACGAGGACACGUCCGCGGCAGAUCCGGACGAUGCGGUUUCCACAGGCGGCCAGAGCACCUGGUCCUCCGGAAGACCCGAGAAGCCGCGCCCGGAAGAGCCUGUGAACGCCCCGGAGCCGCCGAGCGACCACGUCUCGGUCAGGCAGCUCAUGGCUUACUUCUGCCAGGGCCCGACCACCGAAGAGGGAAUCGCACGAGCUUUCGCGGUGCUGGCACCAAGCGGUGCAGCUGCGACCGCCAUCCCGGUGGAAGCUGCGCACGCGGCGAUCCUCUCGAUUGGAGCGCGGCAGCUGCCAACGGUGUGCCAGGGCGACUCACGACCUGCCUUCCCAGCGCUGCAGAAGAUGUGUGAGGAGCUGGACAACAAGUGUGGAGGCUCAGCCCGGGCGACGGGCUUGGUGGGGAAAGCUGAAGCGCUGGAGCUGGUGAAGAUCCUCAGCCUUGGCCGGAGGCAUCGGCGCGCGGAGGCGGAGAUCCGGUAG